CCGGAGCCCGAGCCGAAGGGCAAGUCGCAAAUGCUAGGUCUCUGGCCAUUGGUGGACAGGGCGCAGGCGCAUUUGCUCCGACGGGCCGGAUGUUUUGGGGGAGUGUUUUGAGCGCGGAGACCGCGUGAUGCUUGGCGCGCAUGGGCACACAGUGCUCUACCGCCGCUCGGCCCUGCUUCUUCUUCCAGAAGUGGGCGCUGUACAGUUACGCAGGGUUUGAACCGGAAGCGGGAGUAGGUACCUGCGUGGCUAACGGGGAAAAGAAGCCGUCGCCGCGGGAGGAGGCGAAAAGAGCCGGGAUCUGCGCUGCAGCCAUCGCCGUGGUUGAUACCACUUUGACCUUCCGAGUACAACGACAGUGAUGUGUAUUCUGAAAUUGUGAACCAUGAGUCUAGCACUUAAUGAUCUGCUUAUUUGCUGCCGUCAACUAGAACAUGAUAGAGCUACAGAACGAAAGAAAGAAGUUGAGAAAUUUAAGCGCCUGAUUCGAGAUCCUGAAACAAUUAUACAUCUAGAUCGGCAUUCAGAUUCCAAACAAGGAAAAUACUUGAAUUGGGAUGCUGUUUUUAGGUUUUUACAGAGGUAUAUUCAGAAAGAAACAGAAUGUCUGAGAAUAGCAAAACCAAAUGUAUCAGCCUCAACACAAGCCUCCAGGCAGAAAAAGAUGCAGGAAAUCAGUAGUUUGGUCAAAUACUUCAUCAAAUGUGCAAAUAGAAGAGCACCUAGGCUAAAAUGUCAAGAACUCUUGAAUUAUAUCAUGGAUACAGUGAAAGAUUCAUCUAGUGGUGCUGUUUACGGAGCUGAUUAUAGCAACAUACUACUCAAAGACAUUCUUUCUGUGAGAAAAUACUGGUGUGAAAUAUCUCAGCAACAGUGGUUAGAAUUGUUCUCUGUGUACUUCAGGCUUUAUCUGAAACCUUCACAAGAUGUUCAUAGAGUUUUAGUGGCUAGAAUAAUUCAUGCUGUUACCAAAGGAUGCUGUUCUCAGACUGAUGGAUUAAAUUCCAAAUUUUUGGACUUUUUUUCCAAGGCUAUUCAGUGUGCGAGACAAGAAAAGAGCUCUCCAGGUCUAAAUCAUAUCUUAGCAGCUCUUACUAUCUUCCUCAAGACUUUGGCUGUCAACUUUCGAAUUCGAGUGUGUGAAUUAGGAGAUGAAAUUCUUCCCACUUUGCUUUAUAUUUGGACUCAACAUAGACUUAAUGAUUCUUUAAAAGAAGUCAUUAUUGAAUUAUUUCAACUGCAAAUUUAUAUCCAUCAUCCAAAAGGAGCCAAAACCCAAGAAAAAGGUGCUUAUGAAUCAACAAAAUGGAAAAGUAUUUUAUACAACUUAUAUGAUCUGCUAGUGAAUGAGAUAAGUCAUAUAGGAAGUAGAGGAAAGUAUUCUUCAGGAUUUCGUAAUAUUGCCGUCAAAGAAAAUUUGAUUGAAUUGAUGGCAGAUAUUUGUCACCAGGUUUUUAAUGAAGAUACCAGAUCCUUGGAGAUUUCUCAAUCUUAUACUACUACACAAAGAGAAUCUAGUGAUUACAGUGUACCUUGUAAAAGGAAGAAAAUAGAACUAGGCUGGGAAGUAAUAAAAGAUCACCUUCAGAAGUCCCAGAAUGAUUUUGAUCUUGUCCCUUGGCUACAGAUUGCAGCCCAAUUAAUAUCAAAGUAUCCUGCAAGUUUACCUAACUGUGAGCUGUCUCCAUUACUGAUGAUACUAUCUCAACUUCUACCCCAACAGCGACAUGGGGAGCGUACACCAUAUGUGUUACGAUGCCUUACAGAAGUUGCAUUGUGUCAAGACAAGAGGUCAAACCUAGAAAGCUCACAAAAGUCAGAUUUAUUAAAACUCUGGAAUAAAAUUUGGUGUAUUACCUUUCGUGGUAUAAGUUCUGAGCAAAUACAAGCUGAAAACUUUGGCUUACUUGGAGCCAUAAUUCAGAGUAGUUUAGUUGAGGUUGACAGAGAAUUCUGGAAGUUAUUUACUGGGUCAGCCUGCAGACCUUCAUGUCCUGCAGUAUGCUGUUUGACUUUGGCACUGACCACCAGUAUAGUUCCUGGAACAGUAAAAAUGGGAAUAGAGCAAAAUAUGUGUGAAGUAAAUAGAAGCUUUUCUUUAAAGGAAUCAAUAAUGAAAUGGCUCUUAUUCUAUCAGCUAGAGGGUGACUUAGAAAAUAGUACAGAAGUGCCUCCAAUUCUUCACAGUAAUUUUCCUCAUCUUGUACUGGAGAAAAUUCUUGUGAGUCUCACUAUGAAAAACUGUAAAGCUGCAAUGAAUUUUUUCCAAAGUGUGCCAGAAUGUGACCACCACCGAAAAGAUAAAGAAGAACUUUCAUUCUCAGAAGUAGAAGAACUAUUUCUUCAGACAACUUUUGACAAGAUGGACUUUUUAACCAUCGUGAGAGAAUGUGGUAUAGAAAAGCACCAGUCCAGUAUUGGCUUCUCUGUCCACCAGAAUCUCAAGGAAUCACUGGAUCACUAUCUUCUGGGAUUGUCAGAACAGCUUCUAAAUAAUUACUCAUCUGAGAUUACAAAUUCAGAAACACUUGUCCGGUGUUCAAGUCUUUUGGUGGGUGUCCUUGGCUGCUACUGUUAUAUGGGUGUAAUAGCUGAAGAGGAAGCAUAUAAGUCAGAAUUAUUCCAGAAAGCCAAGUCUCUAAUGCAAUGUGCAGGAGAAAGUAUCACUCUGUUUAAAAAUAAGACAAAUGAGGAAUUCAGAAUUGGUUCCUUGAGAAAUAUGAUGCAUCUAUGUACACGUUGCUUGAGUAACUGUACCAAGAAGAGUCCAAAUAAGAUUGCAUCUGGCUUUUUCCUGCGAUUGUUAACAUCAAAGCUAAUGAAUGACAUUGCAGAUAUUUGUAAAAGUUUUGCAUCCUUAAUCAAAAAGCCAUUUGACCGUGGAGAAGUAGAAUCAAUGGAACAGGAUACUAAUGGAAAUCUAAUGGAGGUGGAGGAGCAGUCAUCCAUGAAUCUAUUUAAUGAUUACCCUGAUAGUAGUGUUAGUGAUGCAAAUGAACCUGGAGAGAGCCAAAGUACCGUAGGUGCCAUUAAUCCUUUAGCUGAAGAAUAUCUGUCAAAGCAAGAUCUACUCUUCUUAGACAUGCUCAAGUUCUUGUGUUUGUGUGUAACUACUGCUCAGACCAAUACUGUGUCCUUUAGGGCAGCUGAUAUUCGGAGGAAAUUGUUAAUGUUAAUUGAUUCUAGCACGCUAGACCCUACCAAAUCCCUCCACCUGCAUAUGUAUCUAAUGCUUUUAAAGGAGCUUCCUGGAGAAGAAUACCCCUUGCCAAUGGAAGAUGUUGUUGAACUUCUGAAACCACUAUCCAAUGUGUGUUCUUUGUAUCGUCGUGACCAAGAUGUUUGUAAAACUAUUUUAAACCAUGUCCUUCAUAUAGUGAAAAACCUAGGUCAAAGCAGUAUGGACUCUGAGAACACAAGGGAUGCUCAAGGACAGUUUCUUACAGUAAUUGGAGCAUUUUGGCAUCUAGCAAAGGAGAGGAAAUGUACAUUCUCUGUCAGAAUGGCCCUAGUAAACUGCCUUAAAACUUUGCUUGAGGCCGAUCCUUAUUCACAAUGGGCCAUUCUUAAUGUAAUGGGAAAAGACUUUCCUGUAAAUGAAGUAUUUACACAAUUUCUUGCUGAUAAUCAUCACCGAGUUCGCAUGUUGGCUGCAGAGUCAAUCAAUAGAUUGUUCCAGGACACGAAGAGAGAUUCUUCCAGGUUACUGAAAGCACUUCCUUUGAGGCUUCAGCAAACAGCUUUUGAAAAUGCAUACUUGAAAGCUCAGGAAGGAAUGAGAGAAAUGUCCCAUAGUGCUGAGAACCCUGAACCUUUGGAUGAAAUUUAUAAUAGAAAAUCUCUUUUACUGAUGUUGAUAGCUGUGGUUUUAUCCUGUAGCCCUAUCUGUGAAAAACAGGCUUUGUUUGCCCUAUGUAAAUCUGUGAAGGAGAAUGGAUUAGAACCUCACCUUGUGAAAAAGGUUUUAGAGAAAGUUUCUGAAACUUUUGGAUAUAGAUGUUUAGAAGACUUUAUGGCAUCUCAUUUAGAUUAUCUGGUUUUGGAAUGGCUAAAUCUUCAAGAUACUGAAUACAACUUAUCUUCUUUUCCUUUUAUUUUAUUAAACUAUACAAAUAUUGAGGAUUUCUAUAGAUCUUGUUAUAAGGUUUUGGUUCCACAUCUGGUGAUUAGAAGUCAUUUUGAUGAGGUGAAGUCCAUUGCUAAUCAGAUUCAAGAGGACUGGAAAAGUCUUCUAACAGACUGCUUUCCAAAGAUUCUUGUAAAUAUUCUUCCUUAUUUUGCCUAUGAGGGUACAGGAGACAGUGGGAUGGCACAGCAAAGAGAGACUGCUACCAAGGUCUAUGAUAUGCUUAAAAGUGAAAACUUACUGGGAAAACAGAUCGAUCAUUUAUUCAUUAGUAACUUACCAGAGAUUGUGGUGGAGUUAUUGAUGACGUUACAUGAGCCAGCAAAUUCUAGUGCCAGUCAGAGCACUGACCUCUGUGACUUUUCAGGGGAUUUGGAUCCUGCUCCUAAUCCACCUCAUUUUCCAUCGCAUGUGAUUAAAGCAACAUUUGCCUAUAUCAGCAAUUGUCAUAAAACCAAGUUAAAGAGCAUUUUAGAAAUUCUUUCCAAAAGCCCUGAUUCCUAUCAGAAAAUUCUUCUUGCCAUAUGUGAGCAAGCAGCUGAAACAAAUAAUGUUUAUAAGAAGCACAGAAUUCUUAAAAUAUACCACUUGUUUGUUAGUUUAUUACUGAAAGAUAUAAAAAGUGGCUUAGGAGGAGCUUGGGCGUUUGUUCUUCGAGAUGUUAUUUAUACUCUGAUUCACUAUAUCAACCAAAGGCCUUCUCGUAUCAUGGAUGUGUCAUUACGUAGCUUCUCCCUUUGUUGUGACUUAUUAAGUCAGGUUUGCCAGACAGCAGUGACUUACUGUAAGGAUGCUCUAGAAAACCAUCUUCAUGUUAUUGUUGGUACACUUAUACCCCUUGUGGAUGAGCAGGUGGAGGUUCAGAAACAGGUAUUGGACUUGUUGAAAUACUUAGUGAUAGAUAACAAGGAUAAUGAAAACCUCUAUCUCACGAUUAAGCUUUUAGAUCCUUUUCCUGACCAUGUUGUUUUUAAGGAUUUGCGUAUUACUCAGCAAAAAAUCAAAUACAGUAGAGGACCCUUUUCACUCUUGGAGGAAAUUAACCAUUUUCUCUCAGUAAGUGUUUAUGAUGCACUUCCAUUGACAAGACUUGAAGGACUAAAGGAUCUUCGAAGACAACUGGAACUACAUAAAGAUCAGAUGAUGGACAUUAUGAGAGCAUCUCAGGAUAAUCCACAAGAUGGGAUUAUGGUGAAGCUAGUUGUCAAUUUGUUGCAGUUAUCCAAGAUGGCAAUAAACCACACUGGUGAAAAAGAAGUGCUAGAGGCUGUUGGAAGCUGCUUGGGAGAAGUGGGUCCUAUAGAUUUCUCUACCAUAGCUAUACAACAUAGUAAAGAUGCAUCUUAUACCAAGGCCCUUAAGUUAUUUGAAGGUAAAGAACUUCAGUGGACCUUCAUAAUGCUGACCUACCUGAAUAACACACUGGUAGAAGAUUGUGUCACAGUUCGAUCAGCAGCUGUUACUUGUUUGAAAAACAUUUUAGCCACAAAGACUGGACAUAGUUUCUGGGAGAUUUAUAAGAUGACAACAGAUCCAAUGCUGGCCUAUCUACAGCCUUUUAGAACAUCGAGAAAAAAGUUUUUAGAAGUACCCAGAUUUGACAAAGAAAACCCUUUUGAAGGCCUGGAUGACAUAAAUCUGUGGAUGCCUCUAAGUGAAAAUCAUGACAUUUGGAUAAAGACACUGACUUGUGCUUUUUUGGACAGUGGAGGCACAAAAUGUGAAAUUCUUCAAUUAUUAAAGCCAAUGUGUGAAGUGAAAACUGACUUUUGUCAGAUUGUACUUCCAUACUUGAUUCAUGAUAUUUUGCUCCAAGAUACAAAUGAAUCAUGGAGAAAUCUGCUUUCUACACAUGUUCAGGGAUUUUUCACCAGCUGUCUUCGACACUUCUCACAAACGAGCCGAUCCACAACCCCUGCAAACUUGGAUUCAGAGUCAGAGCACUUUUUCCGAUGCUGUUUGGAUAAAAAAUCACAAAGAACAAUGCUUGCUGUUGUGGACUACAUGAGAAGACAAAAGAGACCUUCUUCAGGAACAAUUUUUGAUGAUGCUUUCUGGCUGGAUUUAAAUUAUCUAGAAGUUGCCAAGGUAGCUCAGUCUUGUGCUGCUCACUUUACAGCUUUACUCUAUGCAGAAAUCUAUGCAGAUAAGAAAAGCAUGGAUGAUCAAGAGAAAAGAAGUCUUGCAUUUGAAGAAGGAAGCCAAAGUACAACUAUUUCUAGCUUGAGUGAAAAAAGUAAAGAAGAAACUGGAAUAAGUUUACAGGAUCUUCUCUUAGAAAUCUACAGAAGUAUAGGAGAACCAGAUAGUUUGUAUGGCUGUGGUGGAGGGAAGAUGUUACAACCCAUUACUAGACUACGAACAUAUGAACAUGAAGCAAUGUGGGGCAAAGCCCUAGUAACAUAUGACCUUGAAACAGCAAUCUCCUCAUCAACCCGCCAGGCGGGAAUCAUUCAGGCCUUGCAGAAUUUGGGACUCUGCCAUAUUCUUUCUGUGUAUUUAAAAGGAUUAGAUUAUGAAAAUAAAGACUGGUGUCCUGAACUACAGGAACUCCAUUACCAAGCAGCAUGGAGGAAUAUGCAGUGGGACCAUUGCACCAAUGUCAGCAAAGAAAUAGAAGGAACCAGUUACCAUGAAUCAUUGUACAGUGCUCUACAAUCUCUAAGAGACAGAGAAUUCUCUGCAUUUUAUGAAAGUCUCAAAUAUGCAAGAGUAAAAGAAGUGGAAGAGUUGUGUAAGCGCAGCCUUGAGUCUGUGUAUUCGCUCUACCCCACACUCAGCAGGUUGCAGGCCAUUGGAGAGCUGGAAAGCAUUGGGGAGCUUUUCUCAAAAUCAGUCACACAUAGACAACUCUCUGAAGUAUAUAUUAAGUGGCAGAAACACUCCCAGCUUCUCAAGGACAGUGAUUUUAGUUUUCAGGAGCCUAUCAUGGCUCUACGCACAGUCAUUUUGGAGAUCCUGAUGGAAAAGGAAAUAGAGAACUCACAAAGAGAAUGUAUUAAGGAGAUUCUCACCAAACACCUUGUAGAACUCUCUAUACUGUCCAGAACUUUCAAGAACACUCAGCUCCCUGAAAGGGCAAUAUUUCAAAUUAAACAGUAUAAUCCAGUUAGCUGUGGAGUCUCUGAGUGGCAGCUGGAAGAAGCACAAGUAUUCUGGGCAAAAAAGGAGCAGAGUCUUGCCCUGAGUAUUCUCAAGCAAAUGAUCAAGAAGUUGGAUGCCAGCUGUGCAGCGAACAAUCCCAGCCUAAAACUUAUAUACACAGAAUGUCUAAGGGUUUGUGGCAACUGGUUAGCAGAAACUUGCUUAGAAAAUCCUGCGGUCAUCAUGCAGACCUAUCUAGAAAAGGCAGUAGAAGUUGCUGGAAAUUAUGAUGGAGAAAGUAAUGAUGAGCUAAGAAAUGGAAAAAUGAAGGCAUUUCUGUCAUUAGCCCGGUUUUCAGAUACGCAAUACCAAAGAAUUGAAAACUACAUGAAAUCAUCAGAAUUUGAAAACAAGCAAGCUCUCCUGAAAAGAGCCAAAGAGGAAGUAGGUCUCCUUAGGGAACAUAAAAUUCAGACAAACAGAUACACAGUAAAGGUUCAGCGAGAGCUGGAGUUGGAUGAACUUGCCCUGCGUGCACUGAAAGAGGAUCGUAAACGCUUCUUAUGUAAAGCAGUUGAAAAUUACAUCAACUGCUUAUUAAGUGGAGAAGAACAUGAUAUGUGGGUAUUCCGACUUUGUUCCCUCUGGCUUGAAAAUUCUGGAGUUUCUGAGGUCAAUGGCAUGAUGAAGAGAGAUGGAAUGAAGAUUCCAUCAUAUAAAUUUUUGCCUCUUAUGUACCAACUGGCUGCUAGAAUGGGGACCAAGAUGAUGGGAGGCCUAGGAUUUCAUGAAGUCCUCAAUAAUCUAAUCUCUAGAAUUUCAAUGGAUCACCCCCAUCAUACUUUAUUUAUUAUACUGGCCUUAGCAAAUGCAAACAGAGAUGAAUUUCUGACUAAACCAGAGGUAGCAAGAAGAAGUAGAAUAACUAAAAAUGCGCCUAAACAAAGCUCUCAGCUUGAUGAGGAUCGAACAGAAGCUGCAAACAGAAUAAUAUGUACUAUCAGAAGUAGGAGACCUCAGAUGGUCAGAAGUGUUGAGGCACUUUGUGAUGCUUAUAUUAUAUUAGCAAACUUAGAUGCCACUCAGUGGAAGACUCAGAGAAAAGGCAUAAAUAUUCCAGCAGACCAGCCAAUUACUAAACUUAAGAAUUUAGAAGAUGUUGUUGUCCCUACUAUGGAAAUUAAGGUGGACCACACAGGAGAAUAUGGAAAUCUCGUGACUAUACAGUCAUUUAAAGCAGAAUUUCGCUUAGCAGGAGGUGUAAAUUUACCAAAAAUAAUAGAUUGUGUAGGUUCUGAUGGCAAGGAGAGGAGACAGCUUGUUAAGGGCCGUGAUGACCUGAGACAAGAUGCUGUCAUGCAACAGGUCUUCCAGAUGUGUAAUACAUUACUGCAGAGAAAUACUGAAACUAGGAAGAGGAAAUUAACUAUCUGUACUUACAAGGUGGUUCCCCUCUCUCAGCGAAGUGGUGUUCUUGAAUGGUGUACAGGAACUAUCCCUAUUGGUGAAUUUCUUGUUAACAAUGAAGACGGUGCUCAUAAAAGAUACAGGCCAAAUGAUUUCAGUGCCUUUCAAUGCCAAAAGAAAAUGAUGGAGGUGCAAAAAAAGUCUUUUGAAGAUAAAUAUGAAGUCUUCAUGGAUGUUUGCCAAAAUUUUCAACCAGUUUUCCGUUACUUCUGCAUGGAAAAAUUCUUGGAUCCAGCUAUUUGGUUUGAGAAGCGAUUGGCCUAUACGCGCAGUGUAGCCACUUCUUCUAUUGUUGGUUACAUACUUGGACUUGGGGAUAGACAUGUACAGAAUAUCUUGAUAAAUGAGCAGUCGGCAGAACUUGUACAUAUAGAUUUGGGUGUUGCUUUUGAACAGGGCAAAAUCCUUCCUACUCCUGAGACAGUUCCUUUUAGACUCACCAGAGAUAUUGUGGAUGGCAUGGGCAUUACUGGUGUUGAAGGUGUCUUCAGAAGAUGCUGUGAGAAAACCAUGGAAGUGAUGAGAAACUCUCAGGAAACUCUGUUAACCAUUGUAGAGGUCCUUCUGUAUGAUCCACUCUUUGACUGGACCAUGAAUCCUUUGAAAGCUUUGUAUUUACAGCAGAGGCCAGAAGAUGAAACUGAGCUUCACCCUACUCUGAAUGCAGAUGACCAAGAAUGCAAACGAAAUCUCAGUGAUAUUGACCAGAGUUUCAACAAAGUAGCUGAACGUGUCUUAAUGAGACUACAAGAGAAACUGAAAGGAGUGGAAGAAGGCACUGUGCUCAGUGUUGGUGGACAAGUGAAUCUGCUCAUACAGCAGGCCAUGGACCCCAAAAAUCUCAGCCGACUUUUCCCAGGAUGGAAAGCUUGGGUGUGAUCUUCAGCAUAUGAUUACCCUUGCAUUCAGCCUUUAGAAAUUAUAUUUUAGCCUUUAUUUUUAACCUGCCAACAUACUUUAAGUAGGGAUUCAUAUUUAACUAAGAACUAUUGUGGGUUUUUUUUUAAUAUUGGUUUUAAUACUUGAUUUAAUCACCACUCAAAAAUGUUUUGAUGGUCUUAAGAAACAUCUCUGCUCUCACUCUUUAGAAAUAAUGGUUAUUCGGGCUGGAUACAGCAGCUCACGCCUGUAAUCCCGGCACUUCGGGAGGCUGAGGUGGGCGGAUCACAAGGUCGGGAGUUUGAGACCAGCCUGGCCAAGACACUAGCUUGGCCAGUAUGGUGAAACCUCGUCUCUACUAAAAAUACAAAAAUUAGCCAGGCAUGGUGGUGGGCACCUGUAAUCCCAGCUACUCGAAAGGCUGAGGCCGGAGAAUCUCUUGAACCUGGGAGGUGGAGGUUGCUGUGAGCCAAAAUCAUGCCAUUGCACUCUAGCCUGGGUGACAAGAGCAAAACUCCGUCUCAAGAAAAAAAAAAAAACAGAAAUGUAUUUGGAUUUUUCCUAGUAAGAUCACUGUGUUACUAAAUAAUGAAGCUGUUACGGAGAACAAAUUUCAAAGACACAGUUAGUGUAGUUACUAUUUUUUAAAGUGUGUAUUGAAACUUCUCAUUCUAUUCUCUUUAUCUUUUAAGCCCUUCUGUAUUGUCCAUAUAUGUUAUCUUUCUGUGAUACCUUCAUAUAUUGCCUUCUAGUUCAUGAAUUCUCUUGUCAGCUGUAUAUAAUCUCUUUUACCCUAUCCCUUGGGCUUCUUUCAGAAAUUGGCUUUCAUUUCUAAUUAUGCAUCAUUUUUUCAGAUCUCUGUUUCUUGAUGUCAUUUUUUAAUGUUUUCUUUUUAUGUCACUAAUUAUUUUAAAUGUCUGUACUUGAUAGUCACGCUAAUAGUUCUAUUAAAUUUAGUUCCUGCUGUUUAUAUCUGUUGAUUUUUGUAUUUGAUAGACUUUAUCCAUUUUUGUCUUUGUGAAAAUUGAGUUUAUUUUCAGCAAGGCUUUAUCUAUGGGAAUCGUGAGUCUCUGUUUAUGUCACAUUCCCGGGGCUGUUGCUGACACAGCCCAUUCUUAUUUUUAAUUUCUUGGCUUUAGGGUUUCCACACCUGAAGUGUAGUAUAACUUACUGAUAGGAGAUUUCUCCGGCCAAGGCAGACAUACUUCCUCCUCAUCUCCCUGUGCUAGUGGGCAGAAUAUUUGAUUGAUGCCUUUUUCACUGAGAGUAUAAGCUUCCAUGUGUCUCACCUUUAUGUUAGGGGUGGAAGGAGGUACAUUUAAUUCCCACUGCCUGCCUUUGGCAAGUCCUGGGUUCUUCAUUAUUUAGUAACACAGUGAUCUUACUAGGAAAAAUCCAAAUACAUUUCUGUUUUUUUUUUUCUUGAGACGGAGUUUUGCUCUUGUCACCCAGGCUAGAGUGCAAUGGCAUGAUUUUGGCUUAUAGCAACCUCCACCUCCCAGGUUCAAGAGAUUCUCCGGCCUCAGCCUUUCGAGUAGCUGGGAUUACAGGUGCCCACCACCAUGCCGGGCAAGCUGGAACACUUUCUGCAAAUGACUUAGAAAACUGCCAAGGACAAAAGAGGAGUAGUUAGAUUUUGAAAAUAUUAAUCAUAGAAUAUUUGUUGUAUGCUAAGUCACUGACACAUAUUAUAUGCAGCAUCUCUGAUCUUUGCCUUGCAAGAUUAGUGAAAUCCCAAUUUACUGCUGCAGAAAUCAAAAUUUGGAGAAAUAAGUUGUCCAAGGCAAGAAGAUAGUAAAUUAUAAGUACAAGUGUAAUAUGGACAAUAUCUAACAUGAAAAGAUUUCAGGUGAAAAGAACCUGGGGUUUGCCAGUCAGUUGCUCAAAAGGUCAAUGAAAACCAAAUAGUGAAGCUAUUAAGAGAAGCUAAUAAAUUAUAGACUGCUUGAACAGUUGUGUCCAGAUUAAGGGAGAUAAUAGCCCUCCCACCCUACUUUGUGCAGGUCAUACCUCCCCAAAGUGUCUACCUAAUCAGUAGGUUCACAAAAAACUCUUGGUCAUUAUAGUAUAUGCCUAAAAUGUAUGCACUUAGGAAUGUUAAAAAUUUAAAUAUGGUCCAAAGCAAAUAAAAGCAAAGAGGAAAAACUUUGGACAUCUUAAAGACUAGAAUAGUCUUUUAAAAAGUAGAAAGCCAGUAUGUUGAUUUGAAAUAUAGAGAUGUGUCCCAAUUUCAAGUAUUUUAAUUGCACCUUAAUGAAAUCUAUUUUCUAUAGAUUUAUUUUAGUACUAUUGAUUGUAUUACUUGACUGUUACCUGAAUCUAUUAUAAAGUGUUUUUGAAUAAAUAAUUCUAAAAGCAUA
Rhinopithecus roxellana (golden snub-nosed monkey) is the source of this 11916-nucleotide messenger RNA. It is a transcript of the gene ATM, whose product is annotated as ATM serine/threonine kinase. Gene Ontology annotation, biological process: DNA repair. Lineage: Eukaryota; Metazoa; Chordata; Mammalia; Primates; Cercopithecidae. Gene Ontology annotation, molecular function: protein binding; protein serine/threonine kinase activity. The record is from RefSeq and is a predicted model, not a curated record. Bases 386 to 9556 code for a protein of 3056 amino acids. The transcript has 63 exons.